Molecule: messenger RNA, 2581 nt
Organism: Drosophila virilis
Lineage: Eukaryota; Metazoa; Arthropoda; Insecta; Diptera; Drosophilidae
Product: frizzled-2
Biological process (GO): non-canonical Wnt signaling pathway; canonical Wnt signaling pathway
Cellular component (GO): plasma membrane
Molecular function (GO): Wnt receptor activity; Wnt-protein binding
Source: RefSeq, a predicted model, not a curated record
AUGUGUUAUAUAAAACUCCGUAUCCUUCCUACUAAUAAAAAGCAAUAAAGUAUUCGUGCGUGUGGGAAUUUUCGGGAAUGUCUAUAUCUCUUUCCUACUAAGAGAUGGCAACAAAUUAAUCUCGCUUUCAAAUUGAAAUUUCUGGCGCCUGACUUUUGUCUGGUUUAUUGAGUGCAGCUACCGAAUAACGCUGAGCACAUUUUGUGCUAGGACAAUUUAAAUAAUAGCAACAACAACAACAACGGAAUGGAAAAAAUGCUAGGCCACGCCGUUUGUCAAGCGUUGACAAUUUGACGCUGUGCAGAAGGGAAUCCUUGAAAAGAAAGUUCGGCUCACUCCAAACGCUUACAGGAAAUAAGCGAAUCGUGUGUGAAAGAGAGAGAAAGAGAUAGCAAUAGAACGCAGAGUUGUAACUCGCACACAUUGACAAAAGCUAACAGCUACGCACAACAAUGAGACACAUUUUAAGUCUGGCAACGCUGCUGCUGCUAACGGCCGUCGCCCGGGCGGACAGCUUACAGCACAUGACGGACAACGGAGGAGGCGGACACAUGGGUAUGGGAUCGCACUCGCACUCGAUGGACGUGAGUCCGGCGCCCGGCUACGGUGUGCCGGUCAUACCGAAGGAUCCGAACUCACGCUGCGAGGAAAUCACGACGCCCAUGUGCCGCGGCAUUGGCUACAAUAUGACAUCGUUCCCCAACGAAAUGAACCACGAGACGCAAGACGAGGCGGGCCUCGAGGUGCACCAAUUCUGGCCGCUGGUCGAGAUCAAAUGCUCACCGGACCUUAAGUUCUUCCUCUGCAGCAUGUACACGCCCAUCUGCCUGGAGGAAUACCACAAGCCUCUCCCAGUCUGCCGCAGCGUCUGUGAACGUGCCCGUUCCGGCUGUGCGCCCAUCAUGCAGCAGUACAGCUUCGAGUGGCCGGAGCGGAUGGCCUGCGAGCACUUGCCGCUGCAUGGCGAUCCCGAGAACCUGUGCAUGGAGCAGCCAUCUUAUACGGAAGCAGGCAGUGGAACCGGAGGCGGCGGCGGCAGUGGCAGCAGCGGUUCCGGCAGCGGAUCUGGCGGCAAGCGCAAGCAGGGCGGUGGAGCCGGUGGCUCGUCGGCGACAGCGAACAAGUGCAAGGGCAAGAAUUCAAAAAACUGCCAAAAUCCCCUAGGAGAAAAGGCAAACGGAAAGGAGUGCACGUGCUCGUGCCGCUCGCCGCUGAUCGUCCUGGGGAAGGAACAGCUCAUGCAACAGUCGCCCAUGCUGCACCAUCACUGGUACAUGAAUCUAACUGUGCAAAGGAUCGCCGGCGUACAAAACUGCGCCAUACCCUGCAAGGGUCCGUUCUUCACCAACGACGAAAAGGACUUCGCCGGCCUGUGGAUCGCCCUGUGGUCGGGCCUGUGCUUCUGCAGCACCCUCAUGACCCUAACCACAUUCAUCAUAGACACCGAAAGGUUUAAGUACCCGGAACGUCCCAUUGUCUUUCUGUCCGCCUGCUACUUCAUGGUCGCCGUCGGCUAUUUGUCCCGCAACUUCCUCCAGAACGAGGAGAUCGCCUGCGAUGGACGCCUGCUGCGGGAGAGCUCAACGGGUCCGCACUCGUGCACUCUGGUCUUUCUGCUCACCUACUUCUUUGGCAUGGCCUCGUCCAUUUGGUGGGUCAUCUUGAGCUUCACCUGGUUCCUGGCUGCCGGCCUCAAGUGGGGCAACGAAGCGAUCACCAAGCACUCGCAGUACUUCCAUUUGGCCGCCUGGCUAAUACCCACGGUGCAAUCGGUUGCCGUGCUGCUGCUCUCCGCCGUGGAUGGCGAUCCCAUUCUGGGCAUUUGCUAUGUGGGCAAUCUGAAUCCGGAUCAUCUGAAGACCUUUGUGCUGGCACCGCUGUUCGUUUACCUCGUCAUUGGCACCACCUUCCUCAUGGCCGGCUUUGUCUCGCUCUUCAGGAUUCGCUCGGUGAUCAAGCAACAGGGCGGCGUUGGCGCCGGCGUCAAGGCAGACAAACUGGAGAAGCUCAUGAUACGCAUCGGCAUCUUCUCGGUGCUGUACACCGUGCCGGCGACAAUUGUCAUCGGAUGUUAUCUGUACGAAGCAGCCUACUUCGAGGAUUGGAUCAAGGCCUUGGCUUGUCCCUGUGCACAGGUUAAAGGACCCGGCAAGAAGCCGCUCUAUUCCGUGCUAAUGCUCAAGUAUUUCAUGGCACUGGCCGUGGGCAUCACGUCGGGCGUAUGGAUCUGGUCGGGCAAGACCCUUGAGAGCUGGCGACGCUUCUGGCGGCGACUGUUCGGUGCGCCAGAUCGCACGGGCGCCAAUCAGGCACUGAUCAAACAAAGGCCGCCCAUUCCGCAUCCGUACGCGGGCUCCGGCAUGGGCAUGCCCGUUGGCUCGGCGGCGGGCUCUCUGCUGGCCACGCCCUACACACAGGCGGGCGGUGCCUCGGUGGCCUCCACGAGCCACCACCAUUUGCACCACCAUGUUCUCAAGCAGCCGGCGGCCAGCCAUGUAUGACAUGGAGAGUCGGGAGGAGCUUCAACCAUGGGUGGCGGCAGCGUGCUGGGUGGUCACGGCACACUGAUGAGCACGGCGGG